Messenger RNA from Girardinichthys multiradiatus, 1904 nucleotides. It is a transcript of the gene usp14, whose product is annotated as ubiquitin specific peptidase 14 (tRNA-guanine transglycosylase). NCBI's taxonomy places the organism in Eukaryota, Metazoa, Chordata, Actinopteri, Cyprinodontiformes, Goodeidae. The record is from RefSeq and is a predicted model, not a curated record. Gene Ontology annotation, biological process: regulation of proteasomal protein catabolic process; proteasome-mediated ubiquitin-dependent protein catabolic process; protein deubiquitination. The transcript is spliced from 17 exons. Gene Ontology annotation, molecular function: cysteine-type deubiquitinase activity; protein binding; proteasome binding. Bases 510 to 1889 code for a protein of 459 amino acids.
GAGAGCUGAAUCCAGAUGUUCUAAACGGCUGAGCCUUUUUCGGACUUGAGCAGAUCACUACUAACUGGACCUCAAAUCACUUGGAUUCUGUGCCUCUCUGCGGCUCACUUUCAGACUUGGGUGUCCAAAUGAAAUGCAAAAUUGCACUCUUAUCUGCAAAGAGGUCUUUGAACCACUGAUCAACACUCAAGUCCAUUGUUUUCCCUUCAACCAGUUAACAAGCUUCUGACAUUGUCUUAGAGUCAGGAGUGGCUUAACACAGAGCAUGUGACAAUUGCAUGUUCUGGUUAUGUCUGUGUGGUGGCUUUUGAAGCACCUGCUUCAGCCAAGCCCAGUAGACCUAAACCAUCCUAAAUUCCUGAAAGGGCUUUGCCUUACAAUCCUAUCAAGGCGUCAUCCUGUUUGAAUGAAGUUCAGACUGAGAACUAGCCAACUCUUCAUUCGCGCCCCAGUAGACUGACACGGGAAAACAUCAUCAGACACCCCCAGAAAAAGACAGACUGCCAAACAUGCCGGUGUUUACAGUCAAUGUGAAAUGGGGCAAAGAGAAGUUUGAUGCAGUAGAGCUCAACACCGAGGAACCACCCAUGGUUUUCAAGGCUCAGCUCUUCGCCCUGACAGGAGUUCAGCCUGACAGACAGAAGGUUAUGGUGAAGGGGGGCACUCUGAAGGAUGACGAGUGGGGAAACAUUAAACUGAAAAAUGGAAUGACUCUGCUGAUGAUGGGCUCUGCAGAUGCCCUGCCUGAGGAGCCUGCGGUUCGGCCCAUGUUUGUAGAGGAUAUGACUGAGGAGCAGCUGGCUUCAGCGAUGGAGCUUCCUUGUGGGCUGACAAACUUGGGUAACACCUGCUACAUGAAUGCCACAGUGCAGUGUCUACGCUCGGUGCCGGAGCUUAAAACGGCUCUCAGACGGUAUGCAGGCGCUCUGCGAUCUUCAGGAGCAAAUGCACCAGCACAAUACAUCACAGCAGCCCUGCGUGAUUUAUACGAGACUAUGGACAAAACUUCAUCCAGCCUUCCUCCUAUAAUCCUGCUGCAGUUCCUCCACAUGGCCUUUCCACAGUUUGCUGAGAAAGGAGACCAAGGACAGUACCUGCAACAGGAUGCUAAUGAGUGCUGGCUGCAGAUGAUGAGGGUGCUUCAGCAGAAGUUGGAACCACUUGAGGCAGAAACUACCAUGGAGACUGAGUCAGCAAGUGAGGCUGCCUCUGCAUCUGCAAAGAAGAACUUCAUUGAGCAGUAUUUCGGUGUAGAAUUUGAAACUUCCAUGAAAUGCACAGAGUCUGAGGAAGAAGAGCCGAUCAAGGGCAAAGAAAGCCAGCUCCAGCUCAGUUGCUUCAUUAACCAAGAAGUUAAAUACCUCGCUACAGGACUACGACUGAGACUGCAGGAAGAAAUCACAAAAAUGUCUCCAACCUUGGACAGAAAUGCUUUGUAUAUCAAAUCUUCAAAACUUAGCCGUCUCCCCGCCUACUUAACUGUUCAGAUGGUCCGUUUUUUCUACAAGGAGAAGGAGUCCGUCAAUGCAAAAGUUCUAAAGGAUGUCAAGUUCCCACUCAUGUUGGACGUAUAUGAGCUGUGUACCCCGGACCUCCAGGAGAAAAUGUUGACAAUUAGGUCAAAGUUUAAAGAGAUGGAGGACAAAAAGCUGGAGAAACAGCAGCAAAAGGUGUUGAAGAAGCCAGAUGCAUCAAAGGAAAUAAAAUAUGAGCCUUUCUCUUUCCCAGACGACGUUGGUUCCAACAACAGCGGCUACUACGACCUGCAGGCUGUUCUGACUCACCAAGGUCGCUCCAGUUCAUCGGGGCACUAUGUGGGAUGGGUCAAGAGGAAAGAAGGUAACCACAUCCGUGAUAAUCGGAGCCUGCUCAAGGCUGCACCAGUGUGAAGCACAAAAGCUGCA